AUGGUCAAGGUGGCGGGAGGUGGAUUCUUGUCUACUUUGGGCCGUGCUAGAGGAGUCGAGAUCGAGAUUGCGGGGCAGUCAAUGCCAGCAGACUUAGUCAUCAGUCCGGUGGAGCUGUAUGACGUUAUUCUCGGGAUGGACUGGUUGUCACACUACAGAGUUCAUCUGGAUUGCUACAGAGGUAGAGUGGUCUUCGAGCGAGAUGCAGGGAGGUUGGUUUAUCAGGGAGUGAGACCGACUUCCGGGAGUAUUGUGAUAUCUGCUAUUCAGGCCGAGCAGUUGUUAGUGCGGGGCUGUGAGGCGUAUCUGGCGACGAUUUCUAUGUCUGAGUCAGGAGCUGGAGUUGUUAUGGGAGAUAUUGAGGUUGUCCAGGAUUUUGAGGAUGUCUUUCAGUCACUGAAGGGAUUACCACCAUCUCGGUCUGAUCCUUUCACGAUUGAGUUAGAGCCGGGGACAGCACCAAUAUCGAAGACGCCUUACAGGAUGGCGCCAGCUGAGUUGGCAGAGCUGAAGAAGCAGAUAGAGGACCUUUUGUCUAAGGGGUUCAUUCGACCGAGUGUUUCACCGUGGGGAGCACCGGUGUUGUUUGUGAAGAAGAAGGAUGGCAGUUUCAGACUUUGUAUCGAUUACAGAGGUCUUAACCGAGUCACUGUGAAGAACAGGUACCCACUCCCGAGGAUUGAUGAGUUGUUGGAUCAGUUGAGGGGUGCUACUUGGUUCUCCAAGAUUGACUUGGCAUCGGGGUAUCAUCAGAUCCCGAUAGAUGAGGCAGAUGUCAGGAAGACUGCUUUCAGGACGCGUUAUGGGCAUUUUGAGUUUGUGUCCGCACAUUUCUUGGCCAUCAAGAAGACAGAUGGAGCUGCUGUCUUGGCUAGGAAGUUUGUGCGAGAGAUUGUGAGGCUGCAUGGAGUGCCAGCUAGUAUUGUGUCAGACCGUGAUCCCAGAUUCACUUCAGAGUUUUGGAGGGCGUUUCAGGCAGAGAUGGGCACUAAGGUGCAUCUGAGUACAGCUUAUCAUCCGCAGACAGAUGGUCAGUCAGAGAGGACUAUUCAGACUUUGGAGGAUUUGCUGAGGAUGUGUGUGUUGGAUUGGGGUGGCCAUUGGGCAGAUCACCUGAGCUUAGUUGAGUUUGCAUACAACAACAGCUUUCAGGCGAGUAUUGGCAUGGCUCCAUUUGAGGCUUUGUAUGGGAGGCCAUGUAGGACACCCCUAUGCUGGACCCAAGUGGGGGAGCGCAGCAUGUAUGGAGCUACUUAUGUUCAGGAGACGACAGAGAAGGUUCGUGUUGUGAGGCUGAACAUGAAGGAGGCUCAGGACAUAGGCAGAAGAGUUAUGCAGAUAGACGCAGACGAGAGCUUGAGUUUCAGGUUGGAGAUAGAGUUUAUCUCAAGAUGGCUAUGUUGA
Molecule: messenger RNA, 1404 nt
Organism: Microthlaspi erraticum
Lineage: Eukaryota; Viridiplantae; Streptophyta; Magnoliopsida; Brassicales; Brassicaceae
Source: the annotation of a GenBank genome assembly